AUGCAAAUACAAUGGGAACUGAUAGAAAGAGCAAAAGAAGAACUGGAAAUAAUAGAAACAGAGCAUCCCAACAGGUUUGAACUUCUCAAAACAGAGCUCAAAGAUUUCAUUUCAGAUUUGGAGCUGCAGAUUAAUAGCAACAUCACCACACACUAUGCUGACACUCAAGAGUCAUCAAGCAUGGAGAAGAGGAAGAAAGUAGGGUCAUGUCUGAACAAGAUGAGCAAGACUGAGGUUGUCCUGGAGAAAGCUCUUCAUUGUCUCUGCAAAAUUCAACACUUCAAAGCUAGCUUAUGUUCUUCUAAUUUAUAUUGCUAA
Striga hermonthica is the source of this 318-nucleotide messenger RNA. Lineage: Eukaryota; Viridiplantae; Streptophyta; Magnoliopsida; Lamiales; Orobanchaceae. The record is from the annotation of a GenBank genome assembly.